GUGAUCACCGUUCACUUUUAAAUAAAGUUUUUCUGAAGAUCUUCACCAGUUCUUCCGGUGUGCAAAAAUGGAGGUGGAGGGUAUGUUGGCCCCGCUGUCGCUCUCUGCUAAAUUCGAGGGGUCCUUUGCCUAUCUAACCGUCAGAGACAGGCUGCCAACCAUACUGACAAAAGUGAUAGACACAAUACACCGCAAUAAGGAUAAUUUCUUCAAAGAUUAUGGAGAGGAGGGGGUCCAGGCAGAGAAGAGGGCCAUUUCCUUCCUGUCAAAAAUGAGGAAUGAACUGCAGACAGAUAAACCUGUGCUGGUUUUGACUGAUAAUGCUGAAGACACAGAGACCUGGAACAAGUACAUGGAAAGACAGCAGGACCUGAUGGAGGAUGGGCAACCUGUCAGCUGGUUCAAGUCACCAUGGCUGUAUAUGGAGUGCUACAUGUACCGGAGAAUCCGAGAGGCCUUGUAUCUAAGUCCACCUAUGGAUAAUUUUGAUGUGUUUAAGGAGGGAAAGACGGAAAGCUUUUUUGAAUCUCAACGAGCAAUAAUAUCCGUCUGUACCUACCUUCAAGAACUCAUCACCAACAUGGAGAACAUGUCUGAGGUGCAGCUGCAGGAACACUUUCUUAAAUUGCUCCAGGUCUCGUUGUGGGGAAACAAGUGUGAUCUGUCCAUCUCUGCCGGUCAGGACAACUCUCAAAAGUCCAAUCCCAUCGAUUCUUUACCUGAUCUCCAGCGCUUCAUUCUAGUGGAUGACUCCAUCAAGGUUUGGUCAACGCUGGUUGCUGGGCAAGGCUGUGGAUCCUCAGGAAUGAAACGUGGGAGAGUUGACAUUGUUUUAGACAAUGCCGGCUUUGAGCUCAUCACUGAUCUCGUCCUCGCCGACUUCCUUGUUUCUGCUGGACUCGCCAAGCAAAUCAGAUUUCACGGUAAAUCCUUCCCGUGGUUUGUCUCCGAUGUCACAAAACAAGAUUUUGAGUGGACCAUCAUGCAGACCAUGGCGUCCAAUCAUAAGUGGAUGUCGGCCAGUGGUGCGCAAUGGAAACAUUUCAUGAAGGACGGCACUUGGUCAUACCACGACCAUGCGUUUUGGACCUCACCACAUGAGUUUUGUGAUAUGCCCGCUGAUGCAGCCGAUCUUUACGCCAUGCUACAGGAUUCUGAUUUGAUCCUGUUCAAAGGAGACCUAAACUACAGGAAGCUGACUGGUGAUAGAAUGUGGGAGCACACGGUUUUGUUUAACAGAGCUUUGAGAGGAUUCCAGGCCGCCCCGCUCUGUAGUAUCAGAACAUUGAAGGCGAAUGUUCAGGUAGGCUUGAAGUCAGGCCACGCUGAGCAGCUCAGCUCAGAAGAUGCAGACUGGAUGACUAAUGGUAAAUAUGCUGUCAUUCAGUUCUCCAGUUCGUCUAAAGAACACUAGGGUCAUUUUUAGAAAGAGCAAAGAGUCCUUACUAACGGAAGACCAACCAAGAGGCGACAAAUAAAAUGCAUUUACGGACUGAAACUACCCAACAUUGCAAACAGAUGUAUGCUUUGUCAUUUUGUUUUUGCUUGAACUAUCCAAUGGAGGUUUUCUGUGGAUGAAACGGCAGAUAUGGGAGCUUCAGAAUUAUUACACCCUAAAAGCAAAUUUAAUCUAAAUGAAUUUUUUAGAUGGAUGAAUUUUUGAAUGUUACCGUGAGAAUUUAUGCUUAGCACUGCCAGUUGUUAAUUCGUAAGAGGACGGAUUUAAACCGGCUACAGUUAAAUUCAUGGUGCACAUGUAAAUGGGACAACAAUCUGUGACAUCUAAUAGUUGUACUGCUGUGAUGCAUAGUAAAUACAAAAAACGUGUAUUGAAAUUAAAUUCCUUAAUGUCAUGCAUUUCAUACAGAAUUCUUGAGUUUACAGCAAAUAGUUUGUUUCAGUAUUUCAAUCAAGACAUUAAGCAUAUGCUGUGUAUUAUGGUGUAUUUUUUUCUGGAUAUUAGGCUCUGCGUGAGAACAUCGUUGACAAUGGUUUACAUUAUAUACAAAAUAUUGGCUGUUGACCAGGGAAAAACAGUUUUCAUUAUUUGUUUACGCUUUGGAAUGACUAGCACUACUGUUUCAAAGUUUACCAGAUGUGUAGAAUCUGUUAUAAUGCAAAAUGAUUGAUUUUAUUUAUGAUGUUGAAAACAAGAUGCCAGUCACUCGGGAGACAUAAGUUCUAAUACUGCAGUUGUCUGUUUGUGCUCAUUAAAAUGCAAAUUCUUUGUUUUGAAAAUUUAUUUCAAUAAAAUGUUUAAAAAUG
Molecule: messenger RNA, 2265 nt
Organism: Triplophysa dalaica
Lineage: Eukaryota; Metazoa; Chordata; Actinopteri; Cypriniformes; Nemacheilidae
Gene: dcph1
Product: acidic residue methyltransferase 1
Exons: 5
Coding region: 68-1414 (448 amino acids)
Biological process (GO): DNA damage response
Cellular component (GO): nucleus; cytoplasm
Molecular function (GO): phosphatase activity
Source: RefSeq, a predicted model, not a curated record